CCCCCACAGCCAUAGCCACAGCCACAGCCACAGCCGCCAAGUGUCAUCGUGGCUGAGAGCCAGAACAGAACCAUAACAAAGCCAUAACAAUCGCAGCAAAUUAACAUCUCAAACAGUGAGAAGAGGCAAAAAUUCGAACGGUAAAUUGCCGGUAAAGUGUGGAAAUAAACAAACGCAAAUUGCACAUUUUUUGUUGAGGUGUUUUUCUGUGUGGAAAGUGUGAAACUCAAACAAAUUCCAUAAUUGAUGAAUAAAUAAAUUAACAUUUGAGGAAUAAGGCUCGCCAAACUGGGAGGAGGCUGUUUUUUGAAUGGGAGGCUUCAUCCUCCACCACAAAUCAAGAGAGAGAACCCAACCUCACGUCAUGAUCAUCGCCGUGCUGUCAACGUAAUGGAAACGGAAACAGAAAUCUGCUGGAACCAUUGCUGUUGCUGAGCGGAAAACCACAGGCCCCAUACCACGGAAAAUUGACAGAAGAAAAAAACAAGAAAGAGAGAGAGAGAAGCAUAAUAAAAACCGAAAUGAAGUCUGUCAUUCUAUAUCCAUAUGGACCGCUAACUGGCGGCACACGCUGCUGUCGCAUGUUGCAUGCCAAAAAUUUGGCCAUAACAAGUGCAAUUUACACAAUUAAUAUAUCACUCCUGAUUGUGCUAAUCUACUCGUGGCGCAUCAACGUCAAUAUGCACAAGUCGUCCGACCUGCAGGAUGUCUACUACGGUGUACAAAUAGCAUAUUUUGCCAUAAUUGGCACACAAAUAUCCAUGAUAUUGCUAAGCAUUGUAUUGAUCUUUGGCAUUUGUCGGGAGAACCCCGGAUUAAUUGUACCCUGGAUAAUUGGCUAUAUAACGUUUAUGGCCUUGGAAGCUGUGGCCAUGGUCUACUCAAAUGUUCUACGCGAUCAUGUUAAUAAGCAAUUCGAUGCCAUGUGCAAGGCGGAGGUGGCCUUCUUCAUAGCACGAGCUCUAAUCAAUGUGCUGGCCAUGUGGGGUGUACUACGUUUCUAUAAUUUGGUGCGCUCUGGAAUUACCUGGCGAGGACCGGAGGCCAAGACCGCCAUAUUCGCACCCAUGUACAAGAGCGUGAGCACACGCAGCGGCAAGUCCCACCACAGUAAACGUCACUCCAAGAGGCGACACAGCAUGGAGGCGGGCGCCGGAUGCUGUGCCAUCUUUGACUUUGACUUCGACUACGAUGACGACGACGACGAUGAAGAUGAUGAUGAUGAGGCAGCCUAUGGCGAUGGCAUGGAGACGGAGGAUGAUGUGGGCUAUGACUAUGACGACUACUAUGACUACUACGAGGACGAGGAGGAGCAGCAGCAGCAGCAGUUGGCGCUAGAGCCGCAGGACGAUGCCGACUGCAGCAUGCUAGGUGGCCCAAGGAAGACGCGGUCGCGUUCGCGACCCCGAUCCCGUCCCCGUUCGGCUGUGGUCAAGGUGAAGGGCCAGCGCAGCGGAGGUCGUCGCACCAACAACAACAUACGCAGCGUGCUGAUCAACAAGCGGCACAACAAGUACAAAAUCGCCCGACCCCAAACCCAGCUGGAGGUCAUCAACGAGUCCGAGCGGAGUGCGGGCAGUGGCAGCGAUGAGAACGACUCUCUGCUUGUGGCCUAUGACAGCAGCUCGUCGCUGGCGUCGGUUUGACA
Messenger RNA from Drosophila persimilis, 1648 nucleotides. RefSeq lists its product as uncharacterized. Lineage: Eukaryota; Metazoa; Arthropoda; Insecta; Diptera; Drosophilidae. The record is from RefSeq and is a predicted model, not a curated record. The transcript has 8 exons. The coding region runs from base 522 to 1646 and encodes 374 amino acids.